AAUACCAUUUUUCUUACAGUUAUCAGGCGAUGAGGAGUGGACAAGUUAGUCAACCCACCGCCACCAGCAAAGACAUCUUGAACGCCUGCUCGACUGCUAGCGCAACAAUAGCCAACAGCAAGAGCAGUCCAGCACAUCAAGGUUUUCCCAACUAUUCUGGAGCAAAUGUGGACAAACAAUACCUCAAUCCCUACAUCGGAUACGCUCAAAUUCAACCCACUGAGUUAUCAUCGGCUCUAUCCGAGAUGAACAACCCCGGAGAAUAUCAUGGACCGACCAUCAACAAGCCGUCGAUGGGCUCUGGAAAUGCCACUCCUGGUGACUAUGAGAGCAAAAGACUAUCGGCGGCUCGCGCUUUGAGGUCGAAACCUCAACCAGGGGCGCCAAGAGUGCCGCAUAACUCAUGGUCUGGAUACGGGUUUAGUUUUACCAGCCCUGGCGGAUUUCUAACCGACAAUGACGAUAACAUUUGGCUGCCAAAUUCCCUAAGACCGACCGAACCGACUAACGAAAUGUACAGGAACGCUGUGAUGAACACGAGUAAUUUUCUGGAUAAUACGCCUACUCACAUUUGGGAUAGAGUCUGCAACAGGUAAAUGUACUGUAUUUGCACAAUAU
Messenger RNA from Dendroctonus ponderosae (mountain pine beetle), 618 nucleotides. RefSeq lists its product as uncharacterized. The transcript is spliced from 3 exons. The coding region runs from base 30 to 596 and encodes 188 amino acids. NCBI's taxonomy places the organism in Eukaryota, Metazoa, Arthropoda, Insecta, Coleoptera, Curculionidae. The record is from RefSeq and is a predicted model, not a curated record.